Molecule: messenger RNA, 730 nt
Organism: Paramisgurnus dabryanus
Lineage: Eukaryota; Metazoa; Chordata; Actinopteri; Cypriniformes; Cobitidae
Source: RefSeq, a predicted model, not a curated record
GAUGUUGAUACACAGAAAGGAAACCAAGCGUCGCUGAGCUCGAGCUGUGUGAAAAAAGCUACAAGACGAAAAGAAACCGUUUAUAUUAAAGGGCUGGUAACAGUUGUGCAUUUGCCUGUUAUUGGAGCCAUGGGCCGCAUCUUUUUGGAUCACAUUGGCGGGACGCGGCUCUUUUCCUGCGCUAACUGUGACACCAUCCUGACCAACCGCUCUGAGCUCAUAUCUACACGCUUCACGGGUGCCACAGGAAGGGCCUUUCUAUUCAACAAGGUGGUGAAUCUGCAGUACAGUGAAGUGCAGGAUCGCGUGAUGCUGACCGGCAGACACAUGGUUCGUGAUGUGAGCUGUAAAAACUGCAACAGUAAGUUGGGCUGGAUCUAUGAGUUCGCCACUGAGGACAGUCAACGUUACAAAGAAGGUCGUGUGAUCCUUGAGAGGGCGCUGGUGAGGGAGAGCGAGGGCUUUGAGGAGCACGUGCCCUCCGACACAUCCUGAUGGGAGUUCAUCUCUCAUAUCUGAGCUCAUCUUCUCUCUUUCAUACAUGUAUUCAGGCUUUGUGAGGAUCUUUCAUUUGUGUUUUUUUCCUCUAUCACACAACACAAGCUCUGUAGAUGUUGUUCUCUGACACUGAGUUAAUAAUUACAACAACAAAAACCAUGCAUAUCAGUGUCUAAGGUAAAGAUUUGUGAGAUGACACAAUCUCUUCCUUGUUUAAUUGGUAACAACAACA